UGACAUUUAUUCACUUGCACUUCCGGAAAGUGUAAAAUGUCUGGAUAUGAGAUUCAAUUUAUUGUAAGCAUACACUUCUGUAGAUAACACUUAUCCUCAAUUAGUCCGUUCAGUUUUUUGUUUUGUAAAGUUGAUUGAUGACAAUACUUGAUAGACCCUGGAAACUAUUUUCAUGAUUAAAUACCCAAUUUCAUUUUCGAAGUUGCAGGUGAGUAAUACCAAGGAUGAAUUUGAUAAUAAUUUGGAGCAAGUCUGCCAUCUGUAAUCUGUUUUGGACAUUAUUUAGGGUGGUCACUUAUUGUCCUGAUGAUGUGCAUAAGAAUAAAUCCGUUCUCCUAAGUGGAUUUUUCUGAGUGCACCGGCUUCAAGGUGAUUUCUACUUGGUUAUACAUCCUUUGUGCUUUCUGCUUGGAUUGGUUCUUUGUAUUUUUUCCCGGCCAUUGCAAAUGUAGGUGGAUUGUGAAAUGCUUGUGUGGAACAUGAUGAUGAUAGACUGUCCAUUCAGCUUUUGGACAAAACCAGCCAUUUUCUUACUAUUAAUGGAAUAUAUCUCUUUGCUUAACCAAGUGUGCAGAGUCUAUUGUUUCUACUUAGUGCAUAAGUCAAGCCUGCUUCUUGCUUAUUAAUGGAAUGUUUAAUGUGUUGUGAAAGUUGUGGUCAAAAUUAUCAUAGCCACUAGACUUGGUACACAACUGGUCAUUGUUCUAUUUAUAUGUAUAUGUAUUUUAUGCUUUGAAAGUUAUCUAUUGAUUGUAUGACCUGCUUGCUAGUGUUAACUAGAGUAUAAAUUGAACAUGGUAAGGGACAUAACUAAGCAAAUUCUGUUUUUUGUUUAUGAUGCUCUAAUCAUCAAUUUUGUACCAGAUCACUUUUACCUCGAGUUACACUUUAUGAAUUUUCACCAUUAUCCAUUGUCUCGCACUUCUCUUAUAUCCUCCCUUCGUCCUCCUUUCCAUUAUCUGUCUUCUUUUUUAUAGUGAUAUCAUGGAAGAGGCAUACGACAUAAUUAAUAACAUUUUUUCAUAGCAUGAAGCCUCAAGUUCAUUUGUGAAUUUUCUCUUAAGAUGGCGCUGAGUAAUGUUUUGUGAAACUACAUGAUUAUCAGACUAAAUUGAGCAUCAAGCGAUCAGGUUUGUAUGAUGCAACCAAAAGCAGAAAUGGAUCUCCAAUUUCAGUCAACAAAUAUGAGCAAUACUUAAGUGCAGUUGCAUUUGCUGUUACUACUUUUGGAACGGUUGCUUUGAUGAGUGGAUUCUUCCUUAAACCUGUUGCUACACUUGAUGAUUAUCUUGCUAAUGUUGUGCCUCUAUUUGGUGGUUUCUUAUCUAUUCUUGGAGUUUCUGAAGUAAGUUAUAUGUUCAGUUUUCCACCAAACAUUAAAUUUUUUCCUAGACUAUAAAGCAUUAAAACAGCUGAGGUUUGUCAAGUUUAAAAUCCUAUUUGUCAAACCCUAAUCCUAAUUUUUUGGCUCCAAAUCAUUCUGGCCGUUGGAUCUCUAUCUUUGGGUGCCACUAUUAUAUCAGCCAUUGAUCUUAUAUGUUGACUUGCACACAUCACAACAAUCAGUUCAAAUUUGAAAUUUGAAUCCUUGGAAAUUCAUCACAAUUACUAUGCACACUACACAACACACGCGUUUCUUUCUCUAAAAAAAACACGCGUUUCUCCUCCGGCCUCCUCUCUAGGUCUCUCUGUCCCGUUGCCUCUUCCGCUUCCCGUUCAUUCAACACCAACGCCAUGCGCCAGUACGACGAACACUCUGAUAAGUCCAAUGUUGCCGAUCGUCGUCACGCUUAUCGCUCUUUCUCUUGCACUGGCCGCGACGAUUUCCUCUCAGAUGUUAACAUGGUGGAUCAAUUAAUGGACAAUCCAUUCCUUUCUGCUUCCCGUGGAAUUGGAUCCGGUGGAGUUCGACGUGGUUGGGAUCCGGUGAAAUUCUUUGCUUCUUCGUUUGGAUAUGCCUGGACUUGGAUUCCGUGGACGGAGGAAGAGCACAAGUUGUUUUCGGUUGGAUUGCAGAAAGUUGACAAAGGUGAUUGGAGAGGAAUCUCAAGGAACUAUGUGAAAACAAGAACGCCUUCGCAGGUUGCAAGUCAUGCUCAGAAGUACUUUCUCUGCCGAAGUUUGUAUGAUGCAACCAAAAGCAGAAAUGGAUCUCCAAUUUCAGUCAACAAAUAUGAGCAAUACUUAAGUGCAGUUGCAUUUGCUGUUACUACUUUUGGAACGGUUGCUUUGAUGAGUGGAUUCUUCACUUAAACCUGUUGCUACACUUGAUGAUUAUCUUGCUAAUGUUGUGCCUCUAUUUGGUGGUUUCUUAUCUAUUCUUGGAGUUUCUGAGAUAGCCACGUGGGUAAUAGCCGCUCGAUACGGUGUUAAACUCAUCCCUUUGUUCCUGAUUCGCAUUUCAAGAUUGGUUGUGGGUUGUGGCUGGUGGGCAGAUUUGUAUUGCUUAGAAUUUAGCAGAACUGACAUUGAUGUAGCUCAAAUCUCGAUAUACACCUGACAAUGCAUAUGGUAUGUCACCUAAGUUUGUUAAUUUUAUGCAUUCAGUUCUAUGUAAAUUUGAGGCACAUUUCCUGAAAUGUUGUAUAUCGAGAGAUUUUUAGAACAUUUAGACUUUUUACUUUUAUGUCUAUUAUCCUGUUUUGUGUACUGAACCUUGAUUGU
Medicago truncatula (barrel medic) is the source of this 2664-nucleotide messenger RNA. Its product is annotated as transcription factor MYBS1. Gene Ontology annotation, molecular function: DNA binding. Gene Ontology annotation, biological process: response to gibberellin; response to ethylene. Bases 1735 to 2253 code for a protein of 172 amino acids. The transcript has 7 exons. The record is from RefSeq and is a predicted model, not a curated record. Lineage: Eukaryota; Viridiplantae; Streptophyta; Magnoliopsida; Fabales; Fabaceae.